Messenger RNA from Lachancea sp. 'fantastica', 2607 nucleotides. The record is from the annotation of a GenBank genome assembly. Lineage: Eukaryota; Fungi; Ascomycota; Saccharomycetes; Saccharomycetales; Saccharomycetaceae.
AUGCCGCAUAGGAAGGCUGAUCAACCGAAGUGCAAAUCUACAACGCAACUUAUACACAUCGCAGAUGAAUUUGUCAAACAAGACGACGGGAAAAACCAGGACAUGGAAACGCUCUUGCAAGAGUGUAUUGACACCCUAGUCAACUACCAGGAGGAGUGUAAAAAACUCCGAAAAAGGAGCUCACAGAGCCAACAAAGCUCAGAGCGCAGUAACGAGAGCAUUUUCGAAACCUACGAAGCCGCAUAUGUUUAUUACAAGAUCGUAUCGCAGCUGGUGCUCAACAAGAUCCCAGAAUUGCCCGAAUUCAUGCAUGCCAAAAAUCACGCCGAAACGCAGCGUGAGAAAGGCCUUAUCGACCUGUACAACAUGCUCGUCAAGACAUUGCUUACUGACGAGAAAUUCGCCGAAAUCCGCAAGUUUAUAAAGGAACAUUCGACUUCAGAAACUCCGGCUGCAGCCAAAAAAAAACAAAUAGCAGCUAUGUCCAACACGGACUCGGCAUGGACCAACGGUCAAAGUGUCAGCCCGUCACGUCUUUCAACGCUCAUGAGCAACCACAAAGUGCUUCUUAUUGAUCUAAGACCGCGCAUCAAGUUCAUCGAAUCUCAUAUCAAAUCGGAAACCAUUACAUGCAUUGAGCCAAUCUCAUUCAAAAACACCUAUUCAGACAUCGAGCUCACCAGGAGAUCUCUCAUAACAUCUCCUGCUCGUGAAAUUUCCCUAUUCAAAGAGCGGGACUCUUUCGACUACAUCGUCAUAUACACGGACGAGCUUGAUAAAACGCAUUUUUCUCAACAACAACAAGCCAGUCUGGUGGAGCUACUGGUACAAAGGUCUUUUGAAAAGCCUUUGCAUGACGCAAAAGUCCUCACUUUACAAGGGGGGUUUGAAGGGUGGAUCAAAAAUGGAGGAGAAUACGAAGGUUCGCAUCAUAAAGAGGACCGCGAAUACGCUAUGGAAUAUUCAAUUCCUCCUCUGAAACCCCAAAAAGCUUCUCUGAUGAAACCCGCACCCGCACCCUUGUCUUCGACUUUCUCUCUCACCACAGACGUGAACGGCUCAAUUGGGUCUGAAGACAGACCAAGCCCCCAAAUAUUGUUCCCCGAUCAGCGGCCUUCAAGCUUGCAGCGAACUCCUAGCUUCAGAGAUAGGCUUUCUAGUAUGUCACCCAUUUCUAGGACAAUGAGCCCGUCCCAAAAUGCCGAACCAAUUAUGCAUAAUAAUUCGACAAUUUAUCCCGAGACACCGCAAUUAAUGCCAUCGCCAAGCAACAGAUCGCUCCCACAAAUCAACUUCGAACGCGGACAAUUCAAUUCUCAUCUCAAAAGCUUAUCUCCACCCCUUCUUAACGGCACUCCACUGGAAAACGGUUACGGUAGGGCUUUGAUGAGAUCGACAGCUGGAGCGAACGGAAAUGGCAUAUACAAAUCCGCAGGUGAUAAUGACGACCAGGUUAUUUUCAACAAACCGGUGUCAGGGUUCUGUGUUGGUCUAGUGAAUCUUGGAAAUUCGUGCUACAUGAAUUGCAUAAUUCAGUGUCUGUUGGGAACUAACGAGUUAGCCCAGAUUUUUUUGGACGAUUCUUACAAGAACCAUAUUAAUUUGAACAGCAAGCUGGGCUCAAAGGGUGUUUUAGCCAAAUAUUUUUCACAAUUGAUUCACACCAUGCGUCAAAAGGCUGUCCCAGCAUCAACCGCAGGCCAAAAAAAUCUUAUCAAAGGAGAUGAGAAAAACGCAGUCCAACCCAUCAAUUUUAAGGUAGCAAGCGGAUCCAUCAAUCCUUUGUUUAAAGGUUCAUCUCAACAAGAUUGUCAAGAAUUUUGUCAGUUCCUGCUAGAUGGUCUACACGAAGAUUUGAACCAGUGUGGUGGUAACCCAUCUUUGAAAGAGUUGUCCGAGGAAGCAGAAAAAAUCAGAGAAAAGCUUUGCAUGAGGAUUGCCAGCUCGAUUGAAUGGGAAAGGUAUUUGACCACGGACUUCAGUGUCAUUGUCGAUCUUUUCCAAGGUCAAUAUGCAUCCCAACUUAAGUGCAAGGUUUGCGGUCGUACUUCCACCACGUACCAGCCUUUCUCAGUACUCUCAGUUCCCGUCCCGCGGGGUUCGCGUUGCGACAUCAUCGACUGCUUCAAAGAGUUUACCAAAAUCGAAACUUUAGAGAAGGAUGAGCAAUGGUCUUGUCCUCAAUGCAAAAUCAAACAGCCUUCGACAAAAAAAAUUACGAUAACGCGGCUGCCCAGGAACUUAAUCAUUCACCUAAAGAGAUUCGAUAAUCUUUUGAACAAGAACAAUAUUUUUGUGUCGUAUCCAAACGUCUUGAAUUUGACACCGUUUUGGGCUAAUGAUUUUGACGGCAAACUCCCACCUGGUGUGACGGAGUUACCAACUCGGGGCCAGAUACCUCCGUUCAAUUACAACUUGUAUGGAGUGGCCUGUCACUUCGGAACCCUGUACGGUGGGCACUAUACGUCGUACGUCAACAAAAGCUCUCCUUAUGGAUGGUGCUAUUUUGACGACACCAGCUGGAGAAAGGUCAAGAAUGACCACGAGUACAUCACGACCAAUGCGUACGUUUUAUUCUACCACCGCACUCCAACUUCAUCGCUUUAG